CUAAAGCUGAGAAAUUUGAAUUGGGUUAUAGCCAAAUUUGAAGAUUUUAAUUACCUGGUGCGCGUCAUUCCAAGACCAAGGAGCAGAAGGGCGCCCGGCCAUUGUUGUUGGAAGCCAGAAAGGCUGGUGCUUUCAAAACGUUUCUGUUUGGUUUGAGGGAAAUUGCAGGAUUUUGCGUCAAGUUCGAUGAAAUGAGAAGGAAAAUAUAUGGAUGGGAUGGAAAUGAGAAGAGGCAGUUAUGCGGUUGUUUUUGGGAUUCUGCUUUGUGCAUUGGUGAUAGGGGCCUCCGAGGGGGUGAGGAGGACAAAGGAAACAUUUAUAGGCAAUGGAGGUGGUUGGUUUACGCAGGAGAUAGACGAAGACAUGGCAGAGGAGGCAUGGGUACAUUGCAGGAAAGAACUGAUAGAUGGCAAAGAUGUUGUCGAAAACUUUAACUUGUAUAUCCCACAGGAGGCGACCAGUGACUCUGAAACAAUGUUCUUAACAAAAAGCAACAUACAUAAUGCAAUUUUAGUUCUUCCUCCUCACGUGAAACAAACACUUUUUGAUUGCUUAAGAAAGAAAGGGCUUCUGUUUCGUCCUUCUGGCAAAAAGGCUAGCUCCAAGAACUGGUUCAUCGACUACUUAGAGUGCCUUUUAAGUUGGCCUCAUUCUCCUAGGAGAUAUUUGGCCGGUGAUUCACAUAGGCCAAUGGAACUGACUCCUGCUCCUGACCUAGCUCCAGGGCCUGCUCCUGAUCUAGCUUCAGGGCCUGCUCCUGAUCUAGCUCCAGAGACUGCUCCGGUUCUAGCUCCAAGCCCUUCUCCGCUUCUAGCUCCAGGCCCUGCAGCUAAGUUGCCUAGACAACAAGCACCUUCUCCUUCGCCUUCUAAACAUAUCCAUACUACUUUUCGUGCUAGUCCAAAUCCACCACCAAAGGAUCCCUCAUCCAAAAAGAAAAAUCCACCAUCAAAGGAACCCUCACCAAAAAAGAAAAAUCAACCACCGAAGAAUCCCUCACCGAAAAAGAAAAGUCCACCAUCAAAGGAAUCAAAAACUGAAAAGCCUCCUGCAAAGGAUAAUAGCAGUCUGAUCAAACUAAUUGCUAUUGCUGGAACUGCAGUAGUUACACUUAUCAUUCUUGCGCUUCUCUGUUUUUGCUGUCUUAAGAAAAGGAGAAGCAGAAAAGUUGGUCCAAGAAAUGGACAAAAUGAUGACAGGCCUCUUCUCACAUUGUCUGCUGGCUCUUCACAGAAGUCUACUGGUUUAGAAAAUUCCAAUAACAAAGAGUUCAGCACUAGCGGAGAUUUUGUAAACAAUAUGCCCAUGAAAACUGAAAAUGAACCUACGCUGGGUGAGGCAAGUACAUCAGAAAGCACAGCAGGAGGGCCAUUGCCUCCCCUAAAACCUCCCCCUGGAAGACCAGCUCCUCCGCCUCCUGGACCACCACCACCACCUCCUCCUCGUCCUCGUGCCCCACCACCUCCAAAAGUUGCACCUCCACCAAAGCCAUUGCCUGGUAAGAUCCAACGUCCACCUUUAGGACCACAUCGCAAAGGAAACGGUGUUGAUGGUGAUGUUGAUGGUGAGUCUGGAUCUCAAAAAGCCAAGUUAAAGCCAUUCUUCUGGGAUAAGGUUGUUGCCAAUUCUGAUCAAUCAAUGGUCUGGCAUGAGAUCAGUGCAGGAUCAUUUCAAUUCAAUGAGGAGCAGAUAGAGUCUCUAUUUGGUUAUAAUGCUGCGGAUAAAGCCAAAAAUGAUCGCAGGAAGGAAGCAUCAUCCUUAGAACCUGCAAUCCAGUAUAUUCAAAUUAUUGACAGAAAGAAAGCACAAAAUCUAUCAAUUCUUCUACGAGCAUUGAAUGUGACCGCGGAAGAAGUUUCUGAUGCCCUCCAAGAAGGUAAUGAACUUCCUUUGGAGCUUCUCCAGACCUUGUUGAAGAUGGCGCCGACUGCUGAAGAAGAACUGAAGCUUAGGUUAUACACCGGCGAUAUUGCUCAACUUGGCCCUGCAGAGAGGUUCCUCAAAGCCAUGGUUGACAUACCAUUUGCUUUUAAGCGCAUAGAGUCACUGGUGUUCAUGUGUUCCCUCCCAGAAGAGGUCACUACCACCAAAGAAUCCUUUGUAACUUUAGAGGUUGCUUGCAACAAACUCAGAAAGAGCAGGCUGUUCCUAAAACUUUUAGAAGCAGUUCUGAAAACUGGAAACCGCAUGAAUGAUGGUACCUACCGUGGUGGUGCGCAGGCAUUUAGGCUUGAUACACUCUUAAAACUGGCUGAUGUAAAAGGCACUGAUGGCAAGACCACACUCUUGCACUUUGUUGUUCAAGAGAUCAUCCGUUCUGAGGGCCGAAGAGCUGUCCGCACAGCCAGAGCAAGCCGGAGCAUGUCCAAUUUGAGUGCAGAGGAUUUAGCUGAGGAUGUCAAUGAGGAAUCAGAAGAGCAUUAUUGUAGCCUCGGUCUUCAAGUUGUCUCCGGUUUAAGCGAUGAACUUCAAGAUGUGAGGAAGGCAGCUCUUGUAGAUGCUGAUGGCCUAACGUCAACAGUAGGAGUUCUUGGCCAUUCACUAAUAAAAACGCGAAAUUUUAUAAAUGUUGAGAUGAAGAAUCUGGACGAAGACAGUGAGUUCCAACGUACGCUAGCCAGUUUUGUGGAGCGUGCAGAAUCUGACAUAACAUGGCUGUUGGAAGAAGAAAAGAGGAUAACUGCUCUUGUGAAGAGCACAGCGGAUUACUUCCACGGGAAUGCAGGGAAGGAGGAAGGCAUUCGUUUGUUUGUGAUUGUACGAGAUUUCUUGGUAAUUCUAAACAAGGUAUGCACGGAGGUUCGAAAUUCAGCAAUGAAGUCAGCAAAGACUGCCAAGAAAGAGACCCCCAUAGAGGCAGCUUCAGAAAACCGCCAGCCGGCUACAGAUAUGCGUCAGCGACUGUUUCCAGCAAUUGCAGAACGGCGAGUGGAGGAUGGUUUCAGUUCAGAUGAUGAGGCCUAGCUUUUCAUUUAGAAUAGGUAUACGGGAGCUCUGGCUUGGAAGCGUAUUGUUUUCCUCUCUGGUUUGGUAAUCCGAAACGAAUGGAAGAAUUUCAAUCACCUAUUACUUAUUCUUUGGUUGUGUUUUCAAGGAAAUCAAAGGUUACCCUUGAGUCAAGUAAGGCGAUAGUGCUGAAAACAUGUGUGCAGAAUGAAAUUGGCCUUCAAAUCAUAUUGGGAUUUAUAAGACAAUGUUUGUGGAAGUAGCUAUAGUAAAUCUUUUAUUAUGUUCAAA
Molecule: messenger RNA, 3237 nt
Organism: Prunus mume (Japanese apricot)
Lineage: Eukaryota; Viridiplantae; Streptophyta; Magnoliopsida; Rosales; Rosaceae
Product: formin-like protein 3
Biological process (GO): actin nucleation; actin cytoskeleton organization
Molecular function (GO): actin filament binding
Source: RefSeq, a predicted model, not a curated record